Molecule: messenger RNA, 1032 nt
Organism: Aegilops tauschii subsp. strangulata
Lineage: Eukaryota; Viridiplantae; Streptophyta; Magnoliopsida; Poales; Poaceae
Product: MFP1 attachment factor 1
Biological process (GO): lateral root development; mitotic cell cycle
Source: RefSeq, a predicted model, not a curated record
CCGUGACGCGAACCAAACCAGACCCAACCUUCCAAGUCUCCAACCCACAGAACGACACCUCGCUCUCCUCCCACUCCACGCCACAGAUCUCUCCCUCUCCGCCCCCUUCCCCUAGCUCUGCACGCCAUGGCCGAGGACGCCCCCAACGCCGGCGCUGAGGACAUCCACCCCGCGCCUACCGAAGCCUCCGCCGACGCCGCUACACCUCCGGCGUCGGCAGAGAAGUCCUCGUCGGAGACGCUGCUCCCGUCGCUCAGCAUCUGGCCGCCGUCGCAGCGCACGCGCGACGCCGUAGUGCGGCGCGUCGUGCAGACCCUGUCCGCGCCCAGCGUCCUCUCCCAGCGCUACGGCGCCAUCCCUGAGCCCGAGGCCGAGGGCGCCGCAGCCGCCGUCGAGGCCGAGGCCUUCGCCGCCGCCUCGGAGUCCGCCGCCGCCUCCCCCACCUCCCUGGAGGACGGGAUCGAGGUCCUCCAGGCCUACUCCAAGGAGGUCAGCCGCCGCCUCCUCGAGCUCGCCAAGUCGCGCGCCGCUGCCGCCGCCGCAACAGAGACCCCCGCGGAACCGAGCGCUGAAGAGUCGGAGGGUUCGUCGGUGACUGCUCCGCCCCCAACGGAGGAGUAAGGGGUUAGGCAUUUGCAGAAUUAGUCUAUCUGAACUAUAGACUCACUUCUCAGAUCAGUGACAGCCUCUCCACCGGAGCUGGGCCGUUGAAGCGAUAAGAGCCAGGAAAGAAAAAAGAAUGAACAAAAAAGAUGUCUCUUUGCUCUUCAGACAGUAAGUCUGAAAGCAAGUUAGUUGUAAAAACACAGUACUACAAAUGAUCAUGUUAAGCCAUUGUUAUCAUGUUUGCUCCACUCUUAGUUGGUUAUAUCAUGCUCGAACGGCCUACCACAUUACACCUCUAUAGCUACGCCUAGUCGAGUAGUCGUGCUUCUUUGUGGCCUUUCUUGUGAUGUGAUCCAUUCUUGUUAUAGAUAUUUUAGGAACUAAUUAAAUUAGUUUGUUCAAUGGAGUUUCUCUAUAUUUCGGUUA